Messenger RNA from Cryptomeria japonica (Japanese cedar), 1551 nucleotides. Its product is annotated as serine/threonine-protein phosphatase PP-X isozyme 2. Gene Ontology annotation, molecular function: protein serine/threonine phosphatase activity. Gene Ontology annotation, biological process: peptidyl-serine dephosphorylation; double-strand break repair via homologous recombination. The transcript is spliced from 8 exons. The record is from RefSeq and is a predicted model, not a curated record. Lineage: Eukaryota; Viridiplantae; Streptophyta; Pinopsida; Cupressales; Cupressaceae. Gene Ontology annotation, cellular component: cytoplasm; nucleus. Bases 108 to 1025 code for a protein of 305 amino acids.
AAGAUAAUACUACAUGAGGUUUUACCGAGCAAAAAAAAUACUACAUGAGGUUUUCCUAGGGCAGAAAAAGGUUGGUGGGUUUUUGAAGGUAGGAGAGGAAAGGGAAAAUGUCGGAGCUGGACAGGCAAAUAGAACAGCUGAAGAGAUGCGAGCCGUUAGAGGAGUGGGAGGUCAAGGCGCUUUGCCUCAAGGCUAUGGAAAUUCUUGUCGAGGAGAGCAAUGUUCAGCGGGUCGAUGCCCCCGUCACUAUUUGUGGAGAUAUUCAUGGCCAAUUUUAUGAUAUGAAAGAGCUAUUCAAAGUUGGGGGGGAUUGUCCUCAGACCAAUUACUUGUUCCUUGGUGAUUUUGUUGAUAGAGGCUUUUACUCUGUGGAAACUUUUUUGCUUCUGCUUGCAUUGAAGGUUCGAUAUCCUGACCGAAUCACACUGAUCCGGGGGAAUCAUGAGAGCCGGCAAAUCACACAGGUAUAUGGAUUUUAUGACGAAUGCCUUCGGAAAUAUGGUUCGGUAAAUGUGUGGCGUUACUGCACAGAUAUAUUUGACUAUUUGAGCCUAUCAGCACUCAUUGAGAAUCGAAUCUUUAGUGUACAUGGAGGUCUUUCUCCUGCAAUAUCAACUCUAGAUCAGAUUAGAACAAUUGAUAGGAAGCAGGAAGUGCCUCAUGAUGGUGCCAUGUGUGACCUUCUUUGGUCAGAUCCAGAAGAUGUUGUUGAUGGUUGGGGUCUGAGCCCAAGAGGUGCUGGAUUUCUUUUUGGUGGAAAUGUUGUCACAACAUUCAAUCAUACAAAUAAAAUUGAUUUUAUCUGCCGUGCUCAUCAGUUGGUAAUGGAAGGAUAUAAAUGGAUGUUCAAUAAUCAGAUAGUGACAGUAUGGUCUGCUCCAAAUUAUUGUUACAGAUGUGGCAAUGUUGCUGCAAUAUUGGAGUUGGAUGAGAAUCUGAAUAAGAAGUUUACUGUCUUUGAAGCAGCUCCUCAGGAAGCCAGAGGUGUCCCUUCAAAAAAGCCAGCACCAGAUUAUUUUCUUUAGAUUCAAAGUUGCCAUAUCUUGGCAACUGGUCUACCGAUAUAUUGAAAUGUAACAUAUUUUGUACGCGGAAGUGAAAGCGACCAUAUCAUGCAUGCCAGCACUUCUCUCAAUUCUUGACAGGUGAAUUCCGGGUGAAUUUCUUGGGUUGAUAUUGCUAUCUACAAAAGUGAAUUAUUGAAAUAUGUGCUCUUGAGGAUCAGCAUCUCCAUAACUUUUGGGUACAUUAUGAGUGUGAUAUUAUGAACAGUUCAUUGAGAAGGGUCUGGUUUGUAAUGCGUGUACAAGCACAAAGGCUUUCCAUUCUCAAGCCUUUGGUUUUGAUGGAUUUUAUAGCCGUCCUCCUGGACUGUCUGUGCAUUGGAGAGAAGCAUUGAAUACACAUUUCUUUCAUAUUAUAAAGAAUAAUGUAUAAUUCAAUUUGUUACUGUUCUUAUUUGUUUGUUUUUAUCGAAUGAAAUUUAUGUUGUUGAAUCUCAAUAAUCAUUAUGAAUAUUCGAUGCUUUAUCAUGUGGUAAAUUGCAUUGCA